AUGGGGCACGCGCCUUCGCUCCCUCAUGCCCUUCUUCCUCUUUCCCCUCGCCUUCUUCCUCUUUCCCCUCACCUUCUUUCUGUCUCCUCCUCUCUUUUGUUCGCCUCCACUCUCUGCCUUCCCUCCACUCGCUGCCUUCCCUCAACUCUCUUCCUUCCCUCCACUCUCUACCUUCCCUCCACUCUCUGCCUUCCCUCCACUCUCUGCCUUCCCUCCUCUCUUUCUUCCCUCCUGGCAGAGCCAGUGGCGGCAAUGCUGGGCAAGCUGGCGGCGUAUGGCGUGGAGCACGUACCUACCAGAGGCAACACAGUGAACGCCACCAUGCCGGCUGCCACUGACUCCGUGCUCGCCCGCUUGCAUGGACACGCCGUGCUAUUGUCUGACCCUGCAAUCCCAUGCUCCCAUGCUCCCAUGCAUGUGGUGGUAUGGGUGAAGGACACACGGGAGAGGGCGGCACAAGCAAGUGGUUGUGUGGGUGAAGGACACAUGGGAGAGGGUAGGGGUCGAGCCUCACACGGACCUCAUAUCGUUCCACAUGCUGCCCUGCAGCCGGCCAUGGCACGCCAUGGCUCGAGCCCUCAUGGCCCGCCUGCCCCCGAGCUUCAUUGCUGUUCACUUCCUCUCAGAAUUUAUCGCCUUCCGACUGGCGCAGAGGCUAAAGAGGGACGGCAGACGGGCCAAUGCGAGCAUGGUGGAGGGAUGAUGACGGGGUGCAUGCGUGCAGCGCGGGAACUCAUACAACAGGUGCAGCAGGAGCCGCACACCACCGCUGUCUUCAUUGCUGCUGACGUGCCCUUCACUGCCCGCCCGACCACACCACAGGCAGGCAGUGAACAGGCGGGAGCCAAGCAAGGGGGAGGCAAACCUGGGGGAGGCGAGCCUGUGGGAGGGGAGCAAGGGGAAAGGGGAGAGCAGGAGGUGGUGCGGUCGGACUUGUGGGCGGAGACAACGUGGAGCUUUGGGGAGGGGGGGCGGGUGAGGGCGGCACCGCGGGACAGCCUGUGGUGUCAAGAUACUAAGGACAUCAAGACUUAG
This is a messenger RNA of Closterium sp. NIES-65, 1035 nucleotides long. The record is from the annotation of a GenBank genome assembly. NCBI's taxonomy places the organism in Eukaryota, Viridiplantae, Streptophyta, Zygnematophyceae, Desmidiales, Closteriaceae.